UUUAAAACAAAUAUCCCAUGCGUUUAGCUUAUGUGGUUACAAGAAGAACACAAAAAUCAAGGCCCGUAUUUGUAUGUGAGAGACAGAAUAGCAUUAGCCUUAGGAAAACGUUUAGAAGAUUUGGCUUAUGGAGGUAGACCACCAUCAUCUUCUCCAGCAACAGGCAGCAAAGUUAUUCAUAGAAACGAAUACAACGAUAUGAUAGCGACGGCUUUGAAACUUUGAAUCGGAAUUAAUCGGAAUGUCAAAUAAAAGAUAU
Molecule: messenger RNA, 259 nt
Organism: Apis florea (little honeybee)
Lineage: Eukaryota; Metazoa; Arthropoda; Insecta; Hymenoptera; Apidae
Product: 2-oxoglutarate dehydrogenase, mitochondrial
Biological process (GO): tricarboxylic acid cycle
Cellular component (GO): oxoglutarate dehydrogenase complex; mitochondrion
Molecular function (GO): oxoglutarate dehydrogenase (succinyl-transferring) activity; thiamine pyrophosphate binding
Source: RefSeq, a predicted model, not a curated record